Apus apus (common swift) is the source of this 2075-nucleotide messenger RNA. It is a transcript of the gene RNPS1, whose product is annotated as RNA binding protein with serine rich domain 1. Gene Ontology annotation, molecular function: RNA binding. The record is from RefSeq and is a predicted model, not a curated record. Gene Ontology annotation, cellular component: ASAP complex; nucleoplasm; cytoplasm. The transcript has 8 exons. Lineage: Eukaryota; Metazoa; Chordata; Aves; Apodiformes; Apodidae. Gene Ontology annotation, biological process: mRNA splicing, via spliceosome. The coding region runs from base 174 to 1097 and encodes 307 amino acids.
GUCCAUCGCGCGCGACGGGCGCGGAGCGGUGGCUGUGGCGGGCGCCGAGGAUGCUGUUCUUGGGAGUUUAUUGCACUCGAGUAGGGAUCAGUUCUCAGAGUCGAGGAGUUAGAAGUGAGAUUUGAGAUAAGUGAGGCCCAUUCAGUGCUGCUUUGGACACCUCCGAAGGGGAAAUGGAGUUAUCAGGAUUGAAAAAGAAGAGUUUGCUAGGACUCAAAGAAAAUAAUAAAAAAUCCAACACUAGGGCUCCCUCACCAACCAAGCGCAAGGAUAGGUCUGAGGAGAAAUCAAAGGACAGGUCUAAAGAUAAAGGAUCCACUAAGGAAUCUGGUGAAAAGGAUCGUGGGCGAGACAAGACCCGCAAAAGACGCAGCGCUUCUAGUGGGAGCAGCAGUACCAGAUCCCGCUCCAGUUCGACUUCCAGUUCAGGAUCCAGUUCCAGCACUGGUUCUAGCAGUGGCUCUAGCUCUUCUUCUGCCUCAAGCCGCUCUGGGAGCUCCAGCACCUCACGCAGUUCCAGUUCCAGCAGCUCCUCUGGAUCUCCCAGUCCCUCUCGACGGAGACAUGACAACAGGAGACGCUCCCGCUCCAAGUCCAAGGCACCCAAGAGAGAUGAAAAGGAGCGUAAAAGGCGGAGCCCGUCACCCAGACCCACAAAAGUGCAUGUUGGAAGGCUCACUAGGAAUGUCACCAAGGAUCACAUAAUGGAAAUUUUUUCCACUUAUGGAAAGAUUAAAAUGAUUGACAUGCCAGUUGACAGGCUAAAUCCACACCUCUCAAAAGGUUAUGCUUACGUGGAGUUUGAGAACCCAGAUGAUGCUGAGAAAGCCCUGAAACACAUGGAUGGAGGCCAGAUUGAUGGUCAGGAGAUCACAGCCACUGCUGUGCUGGCACCACGACCUAGGCCACCUCCCCGACGCUUUAGCCCACCCAGGAGGAUGCUGCCACCACCACCCAUGUGGCGCAGGUCGCCCCCUCGCAUGAGGAGAAGGUCCCGGUCUCCCAGGCGCAGAUCCCCUGUUCGCCGGCGGUCGAGAUCUAGGUCUCCUGGCCGGAGGCGCCACCGCAGCCGCUCCAGCUCCAACUCUUCACGAUAAAGCAAAAAGACUGGACAGCUUUUUAUUUUUUAACUUAAAUCCUGUCAGACUAAAUAUUGUACCUUUUUUUUUUUUUUUUUUUUUAUAUAUAUAUAAUGGGUCUGUGGGAGGAGGAGUGAGAGAGAAUCCUGGCAAUGAGGGCAACCUAAGAGGAGAGAGCUAAAGCUCCCAGCCAGUAGAUCACCUUUGCUGUGGGGCUUCUGGUUUCCUGGUAUUGAAUUGAAAUUAUUUUAAAUGGCUUUGAUUUUUUUCAAAGGCUGCAAAAACAUCUUUUCCAGGUAAACAGAAGGAAAGAUGUUACAACUAGUUAGCAGGCUGCUGCUUGGUGAUCUCUAAAUGCUUUGCACGCUGUAUAGACAAGCAUGUAAAUCUUGAGCUGUUUCAAGAAACCCUGCAUGGUGAGGCAGGGAGGCAUUUACCUUCAUCUCUAGGUGCCAGCACAGGGUUUUUCAGAGCAGCUGGAGUCCAGAUCUGCCCAAGACUUAAUACUGAGUUGUCACUUUAUUCCAUUAGUUUCUGCAGAUGAAGCUCUUCUGUAACAUACCUACCAGGCGAUCAUCACAGAAACCACAGUCCCGCCCACUGAACAUGAUACUUUAGAAAAGAAGCUGGAAAUCUUAAGAACUGCUUUAUAGCUGUCCCUGUAAGUGAUAUAUUUUACCUUUUCUUAAAGGGUCUUGGUAAAAACUUCCUAGACAACCCCUCAGUGAGAUGGUGUGAGUGCUUCUGCUUGUUCAGAUCUCAAAUUGGCAACUGAGCAUCAACCCCCUGGAAACUGCAAGGCAGGGAGGGAGGGUCAAAGCUGUCUGGAUUAAGCUGGGUUCACACAGAAAGGCAAAGAAUUUACCACCUGUUGUACAGUCAAUACUAUAAAGAUUUUGUUUUGUUUUGUAUCACUUUGUAGCCUUUUGGGCCAUGUUGUGUUUGUACUUGUGUAGGAUGAGCAACUAUUGAAUAAAGCAGUAGGGUUGAGAAUAA